AUGCCUCCCAAGAAGGUACUCAUCAUCCUCAGCGAUGCGCACAGUUUCCCUCUCAAGAAGACCAGAGGAAAUGAAGCUGGCAAGGUAGUCGAGCAGCCCUCGGGGUUCUUCCUACAGGAACUCGCAAAGCCUUUACAGAAACUACUCGACGCUGGCCAUGAGGUGACCUUCGCCUCCCCCAAAGGCCAAGAACCAGCUCCAGACCCCAAUAGCGAGUCAUUGCUCGCCUACGCAGGCAACUUCUACGAGCGUCAACGUGAGCAGGAUCUGAUUGAGCGCAUGAGACGAGAGAACGGAUUUAGCCGGCCCCGUCCAUUCAGUACCAUCAGCGAUGAUGAGCUGGCCACCUUUGCAGGAGUCUUCAUCCCUGGUGGACACGCGCCCCUACAGGAUUUAGGUGCGGACCCGGAAUUAGGCCGAAUUUUGCGCUUUUUCCAUCGAGAAAAUAAACCCACCGCUGUGAUAUGCCAUGGGCCAUACGCACUGCUAAGCACGAAGGAAGCGGGGGAUGGGAAUUUCGUUUAUAGGGGAUACAAGAUUACCUCGUGGAGUGAUGCCGAGGAGAAGGUCAUGGAGACCUUGUUGGGUGGGGAGAUUGACAAGGUCGAGUCGGCAUUGAGAGACGAAGGCGCGGUAAUGAUCGAGGGUGCACCGGAGAAGAUUGGCGGCACAACACUGCAUCGGGAGCUAGUUAGUGGGGGUAAUCCCUUGGCUGCGAAUGCCUUAGGAGAUCGAUUUGUAAGGAUGAUCAGCGUCUAG
Messenger RNA from Penicillium canariense, 759 nucleotides. RefSeq names its product type 1 glutamine amidotransferase domain-containing protein. The record is from RefSeq and is a predicted model, not a curated record. The coding region runs from base 1 to 759 and encodes 252 amino acids. Lineage: Eukaryota; Fungi; Ascomycota; Eurotiomycetes; Eurotiales; Aspergillaceae. The transcript has a single exon.